Messenger RNA from Microplitis demolitor, 2553 nucleotides. It is a transcript of the gene E2f1, whose product is annotated as transcription factor E2F3. NCBI's taxonomy places the organism in Eukaryota, Metazoa, Arthropoda, Insecta, Hymenoptera, Braconidae. The record is from RefSeq and is a predicted model, not a curated record. Gene Ontology annotation, molecular function: protein dimerization activity; RNA polymerase II cis-regulatory region sequence-specific DNA binding; DNA-binding transcription factor activity, RNA polymerase II-specific. The transcript has 9 exons. The coding region runs from base 1120 to 2490 and encodes 456 amino acids. Gene Ontology annotation, cellular component: RNA polymerase II transcription regulator complex. Gene Ontology annotation, biological process: regulation of transcription by RNA polymerase II.
GCAGUUUCAACCGUGGUCUCACGACGUAAACGGGAAAAAAAAGGCGACCGUUGCAAGUAGCGUCAGCCACCCGUUUUUAAAACAAAUUUAUUUAAAUAAAUAUCGGUAAUUAUAACCAAGUAAUUUAAUUACUAAAUUUACUUGCUAUCAUUUUAACUAUUUAAAUUUGUGUAUUUAAGGUUAAUUAUCACAAGUGUAGCUUCGUGACGCGACCUAUUAUAAAACGCAGAAUGGCGUCGGCAAUAAAAUAAUUUAAAUAAUUUAUUAAAUAAAAUUCUGUUUUAAAUAUUUAAAAUUAAUUAUAAUUAUUUGAUUGUAAAUUAAAAUAAAAUAAUUAAUAGAGAAUAUCUAUUGAUAAAAUAAAAAAGAAGUGUAAAUGUGAUUCGUGUACAAGUUGGUUAUUACGUUGGUAUCUUACAUUGCGGGAAAUAUAAGCUGGUAUUUUGGCGCGCGUUUUUUAGUUUUUAAAAAACCAACAGAUGGCAAUACUCGGUACACGUAUACCAUUCACAAAUAUAACGACUGACAUUACAGUAUAAAUGUAUACAUAUUUAUAUGACCAAGAGAAUUCUUGUGUGUGUAAUGUGUGUAUUGUAAAGGUAAUCUCUAUAUCCUAAAACAUAAGUGGUGAUCUCGAAGUAGUGCUGGUUGGCCAGUUUACUAUUUUUUAAAUAAAUAAAUUACACGAGCCGGUCUCGUGGUUUAAAUUCAAAUAUUUUUAACUUGAUAAAUUAAUAAUAAAUUUAAUUUAAUAAUUAUUAAAUAUGGAGACAAAUUUGUGGUUACAAUGACCUGCUAAGAGGUUGUCUUAAUGAUAUAACAGUGCCGGUGAGGCUUGUUAUCGUAUAAAUCGUAGCUACGGACGGCGUUUCGUUUUACAAAACGAGAAUACGAGUGCUCGAAGUGUGUUUCCGUCGACAGAGAAAAUGGACACCGGAGCGCAGUAGAAAGCUUCUUUUUUAAAAGGUCUCAAAGACCUAAACAUUUGGAUGGGUAUGGCUCACAUUACGAGACUCUAACACGCUGCUGUCGUGCCAAUCAACGACGAUACCCCCGGAAGACUGUGGGCUAAACGUCUGAAAAUACUGCACGUCCUCGGUAAAAUUAUAAAUCAUCAAGAUGCCACGUGUAAGAAGACAAGUAAUCCUGGAAGAUCCUUCCAGGCCGGUUACACCUGAUAUGGCACAAACAAAAUUAAUAAAAUCCGAAUUUAUUGAUGGCAAUUCUCUUGACGAACUUCAACCACAAAAAAUAGCUGAGGAAACUCCAAGUCCUCAUUUACAAGAUCAUCAGUAUGGACAAACUCCUUGUUAUCAAGUUGCAAGAAGACCUGCGCAGCCAUUACCUCGACCUGAACAAAUGUCAGUGCAAGCUGUAAAAAGAAGAUUAAAUUUGGAAGUUGCGUCAACUGCACCCAGUCAAUCAGCUUUCAAAGCUCCGCGGGUUAAGAGACGGAGAUCAGGAUCUAAUUCAUUUUCAAAUCAUACUCCCACAAAAAGUAAAAAUUUGGAAAGAACAAGAUAUGAUACGUCGUUAAGUUUAUUAACUAAAAAAUUUAUAAAUUUAGUUGAGAAUAGUAAUGAUGGUGUAGUAGAUUUAAAUGUCGCAUCCGAAAAAUUAGGAGUACAAAAACGAAGGAUAUAUGAUAUUACGAAUGUAUUAGAAGGAAUAGGUAUAUUGGAGAAAAAAAGUAAAAACAAUAUUCAAUGGAAAGGUGGGCAAUUGCCGGGUGAGAGAAAUAAUAUUCUCGAAUUGAGGCAAGAAGUGACUGAUUUAGAAGCUAAGGAAAAUGCUUUAGAUCGUUUAAUUCUCGGUGCUGAAGAAAGUUUAAGAGAAUUAUGCGCUGACAGACGAUACGCUUACGUUACUUAUCAUGACUUACGUUCAGUACCAGCGUAUCGCGAUCAAGCAAUAAUGGCAGUAAAAGCACCGCCAGAAGCUACACUACACGUACCACAACCCACAAGUAAUUGUGGCCAGCCUAAACUACAAAUUCACAUGCGGUCGUCACAUGGUGAAAUAGAAGUAUUCUUAUGUCCUGACGAUUCCACAACUAAAACUCAAACCACAACGAUACCACCACAGACACAACAAUCAACGUCGGUUUUAUCUAAAUCGAAAAACUCACCUCAUUUACCAUCCGAACUUUUAGUAACUCAAGAACAACAAACACACCGGACAGAGUCUCAAACAAAAAUAAUUAAAUCAGAAUAUAAUUGUGUGAUAAAACGUGAACCUGAUACUGAGGAUACUUCGAUUUCAACAGCAUCGGGUAUGAGAGAUGCUCUUUUAGGUGAAACUGAUGACUUUGAACCAAUGGGAGGUGGAAAAUAUCAGCUACAAACAGAAGAUCAAAUGUCACCAGAUAUGAGUAUUCUUGAUUUCGGAGAAUCUCUAAUGUCAUUGGAGCCACCGCUUUCAGAAAAUGAUUAUUCGUUUUCAUUAGCUUCUGGCGAAGGUCUCUCUGAUCUCUUCGACUUUCCUUUUUAAAAAUAAAAAAUUAAAAAAAUUGUUUACUGGACUACUAAUACAUUUUAAGAAGAUAUUAUUUUU